This is a messenger RNA of Ruditapes philippinarum (Manila clam), 1087 nucleotides long. RefSeq lists its product as uncharacterized. The coding region runs from base 50 to 796 and encodes 248 amino acids. NCBI's taxonomy places the organism in Eukaryota, Metazoa, Mollusca, Bivalvia, Venerida, Veneridae. The record is from RefSeq and is a predicted model, not a curated record. The transcript has 2 exons.
GUCCUCGUUUAUAUCAUAAGUUUAGGCCAGUAGAAUUUAAACGCUUCAAAUGAUAAUGGCAGUCAGUAUUGUAUUAUACGUAAAUAUUUUCCUAGCAAGCAUUUUUUAUUUUGUUCAUUGUGAUGGAACGUAUUGUGACAAGUACCAGUGUGAAUACAGUUUAUUCAAGAAAGUUAUUGAGUUGGAAAGCAAGCUUGAUUCUUUGGAAUUUAGAUUAGAAGAAAAUCGUAAGGAAUCGGAAAACGCUCCUAGAAGCGGCGGAUCAACCUAUGUACGAUGGGGACGAACGACAUGUAGAGGAGAUUCAAAGGAAGUUUACAAUGGAUAUGCCGCGGGGUCGCAGUACAGGCAGUCUGGUGGAGCAGCUAAUGCCCUUUGCCUUACAAAGUCACCUAAAUGGGGACGAUAUACAUCAAAGGUAGAAUCAGGCGGCGCCUAUAUUUACGGGGCUGAAUAUAGUGUGUACAUGUACACGGACUGGACGUACUUGCAUGACCAUGACGUACCUUGUGUGGUUUGCCAAGUUCCACGAAGUGAUAUUUUGAUGGUUCCUGGCAGUAACAUUUGCCCAACAGGAUACAAGUUCGAAUACAAUGUCUAUCUAAUGGCUGGACAUUACGGAAAGUCUGCUGCUUCUGAAUACCUCUGCGUAGAUUCUCUUCCGGAGAAAUUAUAUGGUGGCGACGGAGAUAAGAACGCAAAAUUAUUUAGUUUUGUUCAAGCUAAGUGUGGUUCUCUUAAAUGUCCACCGUAUGUAAAUGGACAGGAACUUACUUGUGCUCUAUGCUCACGCUAGCCUUUUUAUGAUUGUAUAGUGCUUAGGAAACAUAAGGAAGUACUCUAAUUUUUGAACCUCUUAUGUAUCUAACCGUUUUCAUGUUAACGUUUAUUACAAUCAAACGAAAAAAAACUGCUCUGAUUCGUUUAUAAAAAUCAGAUGUAAUCUCUAUUGUUACACUUUCUUGAAAAUGUCAUAUUUGAUAAAACUAUUUUGCUAAAAAUGUAAACCAUUAUAAACAGUUUUGUAUUUGUGCAGAGAAUACGCAAAUUUGAAAGCUAUUUAUUUUAUAAAAUAUAUUCUAUUAAA